AGCGCAUGCGCAGGCCAGGCCCUCCUCCGCCUCAGCUGUGCGGGAAGAGCUGAGGGAGGGUAACAUCCCUCCCUGGCUGGGGGAUGACGGGCUGGGUAUGGGCACCUGCUGACAGAGCCCUACCAGUGGAGAAGUAGGCGAGGCCGUUCUGCUGCACCUUUGCCCUGGCCUGAGCCUGGUCGGCCUGGGCCUUGGCCUUCUCACUCGGAGCUGCCGUCGUCACUGCCGGCUGAGGAGGGGAGAUGAGUUGGUUUAACGCCUCCCAGCUUUCCACCUUCGCCAAACAGGCUCUGUCCCAGGCCCAGAAGUCCAUCGACAGGGUACUGGACAUCCAGGAAGAGGAGCCGAGCGCUUGGGCUGAGACCAUUCCUUACGGAGAGCCGGGAAUAAGUCUCCCUAUUAGUGGAGGAUGGGAUACUUCAACUUGGGGCUUAAAAUCAAACACUGAACCUCAGAGUCCGCCAAUAGCCUCUCCUAAAGCAAUUACAAAGCCAGUUCGGAGGACUGUGGUAGAUGAAUCUGAAAAUUUCUUCAGUGCCUUUCUCUCUCCAAUGGAUGUCCAGACCAUUCAGAAGAGUCCAGUAGUAUCAAAACCUCCAGCUAAAUCACAACGACCAGAAGAGGAAGUGAAAAACUCUUUACAGGAAUCUUUGCACACUAGACAGUCAAGAACAACUGAAAAUAUUGAAUCAAAAACAAAAGACUCUUCUCUGUGUGCAUCAGAGGAAUCUCUGGCAGUAGAUACGCUGUCACCUAAAACUGAAGACAAACAUGAAGAAAUUGUUAACAAAGAAUCUGAAAUGAAAGUACCAACUGGACAUUUGAAAGUAUCUGAAAGUGUUAUUACUGUGAAAACAACAACAGAAAGUGGAUCUAAUAUUUCCACCCAGUCUCUCACAGCAGAAACAAAGGACAUGGCUUUGGAACUUAAGGAACAAAAACAUGAAGACAGGCAGAGUAAUACACCUUCUCCUCCUGUUAGUACCUUCUCAUCAGGUACUUCUACCACCAGUGAUAUUGAAGUUUUAGAUCAUGAAAGUGUAAUAAGUGAGAGCUCAGCAAGUUCAAGACAAGAAACCACAGAUUCAAAAUCAGGUCUUCACUUGAUGCAGACAUCUUUUCAGCUUCUCUCUACAUCUGGUUGUCCUGAAUACAGUCGUUUAGAUGAUUUCCAAAAACUCACUGAGAGUUGCUGCUCAUCUGAUGCAUUUGAGAGAAUAGACUCAUUUAGUGUACAGUCAUUAGAUAGCCGGAGUGUAAGUGAAAUCAAUUCAGAUGAUGAAUUGUCAGGCAAGGGAUAUACUUUAGUACCUAUUAUAGUUAAUUCUUCAACUCCAAAGACUAAAAUAGCUGAAUCUGUUGAAGGAAAAUCUGAAGAAGGAGUAAAUGAAACGGUUAUACCCACUGAGGAAACAGAAAUGGAAGAAAGUGGACGAAGUGCAACUCCUGUUAACUGUGAACAACCUGAUAUCUUGGUUUCUUCUACACUAAUGAAUGAAGGGCAUGCUGUCUUAGACAAGGAGGCUGAGCAGAACAAAGCUGCUGAAAGUCAGCCAGAAGCACUUUCUGGGAAGGAAGAUGUUUGCAAGACAGUUGAUUUUCUGAAUGAGAAAUUGGAAAAAAGGGAGGCUCAGUUAUUAUCUCUUAGUAAAGAAAAAGCACUUCUGGAAGAAGCCUAUGAUAAUCUGAAAGAUGAAAUGUUCAGAGUGAAAGAAGAAAGAAGUAGCAUUUCUUCCUUGAAAGAUGAGUUUACUCAGAGAAUUGCAGAAGCAGAAAAGAAAGUUCAGCUAGCCUGCAAAGAGAGAGAUGCUGCUAAAAAGGAAAUGAAAAGUAUAAAAGGAGAACUUGCCACAAGGUUAAAUAGUAGCGAAACUGCAGAGCUUUUGAAAGAGAAAGAUGAACAGAUCCAAGGGUUAAUGGAAGAAGGAGAAAAGCUUUCAAAGCAGCAGCUGCAUAAUUCUAACAUCAUUAAGAAAUUAAGAGCUAAAGACAAAGAAAAUGAAAACAUUACCAUAAAGCUCAACAAAAAAGUUAAAGAACUAGAAGAGGAGUUGCAACAUUUAAAACAGGUCCUUGAUGGCAAGGAAGAAGUUGAGAAACAACAUAGAGAAAAUAUUAAAAAACUUAAUUCUGUAGUAGAAUGUCAAGAGAAGGAUAUUGGCCGACUACAGGUAGACAUGGAGGAACUUGAAGAAAAGAAUCGAAGUAUUCAGGCCGCCCUUGAUAGUGCAUACAUAGAACUUACUGAUCUUCACAAAGCCAAUGCUGCAAAGGAUAGUGAGGCACAAGAAGUUGCUCUAAGUCGUGAGAUGAAAGCUAAAGAAGAGCUAUCUGCAGCACUAGAAAAGGCCCAAGAAGAAGCCCGUCAACAACAAGAAACAUUAGCGAUUCAAGUGGGAGACCUUAGGCUGGCACUACAGCGGGCAGAGCAAGCAGCUGCAAGAAAAGAGGAUUAUUUACGCCAUGAUAUCAGUGAACUCCAGCAGCGACUCCAGGAAGCAGAGAAUCGAAACCAAGAACUGAGUCAAAGUGUUUCUUCAACAACAAGACCAUUGCUUCGACAAAUAGAAAAUUUACAAGCAACUUUAGGGUCCCAGACAUCAUCGUGGGAGAAGUUAGAGAAGAAUCUUUCUGAUAGGCUUGCUGAAUCCCAGACCUUGUUGGCAGCAGCAGUUGAAAGAGAACGUGCAGCUACAGAAGAACUUCUUGCCAACAAAAUUCAAAUGUCUUCUAUGGAAUCACAAAAUUCUCUUUUAAGACAAGAAAAUAGUAGGUUUCAGGCCCAGCUAGAAUCUGAGAAAAAUAAGCUAAGAAAACUGGAGGAUGAAAAUAAUUGGUGCAAGGUUGAAUUAGAAAACCUAAAAGAUGAAUAUGUAAGAACACUUGAAGAGACAAGGAAAGAAAAGACACUAUUGACUAGUCAGUUAGAAAUGGAGAAAAUGAAAGUUGAACAAGAAAGGAAGAAAGCACUUUUCACUCAAGAAGCAAUAAAAGAAAAGGAACGCAAGCCUUUUUCUGUUUCUAGUACCCCCACAAUUUCACGAUCAAGUUCCAUAAGUGGAGUUGAUAUGGCAGGGCUACAAACGUCUUUUCUGUCUCAGGAUGAGCCUCAUGAUCACUCAUUUGGACCAAUGUCUGCAUCAGCUAAUGGAAGCAAUCUUUAUGAUGCUGUAAGGAUGGGUGCAGGAUCAAGCGUUAUUGAGAAUUUACAGUCUCAGCUGAAGCUAAGGGAUGGAGAAAUUACUCACUUGCAGCUAGAAAUUGGGAAUCUGGAAAAAACCCGCUCAAUCAUGGCUGAAGAGUUAGUUAAAUUAACAAAUCAAAAUGAUGAGCUUGAAGAAAAAGUGAAGGAGAUACCCAAACUUCGAACUCAGCUAAGAGAUUUGGAUCAAAGAUACAACACUAUUCUCCAGAUGUAUGGAGAAAAAGCAGAAGAGGCAGAAGAACUUCGGCUAGAUCUUGAAGAUGUAAAAAAUAUGUAUAAAACUCAAAUAGAUGAACUUUUAAGACAAAGGCUCACUUAACCUCUGACAAUUGCAUUCCAGUCAAACUGAAUAUAAACAUUUAAUAUCUAAAUGCAUACUUCCAGUAAAUUCUUUAAAAUAACUAGAAAAUGGGGUUUAAUUUACGAUAGAGAUCAGGAAUUAAAAAAAAAAAAUGAUUGCUUUAUAGUGUGCAGUGCUAUUUGUACUUAAAUUAUUUUGUGCAAUAUUUGAACUUUAUUUUUGAAACUCUUCUUUAAAGAUUAAUUUUUUAAAGCAUCUUUUAUUUUGCCUUGUAUAGUACAGAGAUUUAUUACUUUAUCCUCAUAUCAUUAUGGUUAUGGAAGAAGGGUGGUGGUCAUAUGUGUAUUUUAGAAAUACAACUAACUGUAUCUAUAAUUUGUAUGUGUAUGUAAAUAUUGAGAACAUUUAAAAAGUAAUGUUAACAUAUUGAAACUUUGCUAUCUUUUACACUUAAUCUUCAACAUGUCUAAUUAAAACUAAUGAAUAUGUAGAUUAAAUGUUCAAGUAAAAAAU
This is a messenger RNA of Orycteropus afer afer, 4019 nucleotides long. RefSeq names its product TATA element modulatory factor 1 (gene TMF1). NCBI's taxonomy places the organism in Eukaryota, Metazoa, Chordata, Mammalia, Tubulidentata, Orycteropodidae. Gene Ontology annotation, cellular component: Golgi apparatus; endoplasmic reticulum. The record is from RefSeq and is a predicted model, not a curated record.